Messenger RNA from Sitophilus oryzae (rice weevil), 823 nucleotides. Its product is annotated as DNA damage-regulated autophagy modulator protein 2-like. The record is from RefSeq and is a predicted model, not a curated record. Bases 27 to 809 code for a protein of 260 amino acids. Lineage: Eukaryota; Metazoa; Arthropoda; Insecta; Coleoptera; Curculionidae. The transcript is spliced from 5 exons.
CAAAGAUAUGACAAUGUCGUUACAAUAUGUCGUACUUGUACGAUAAGCCCUAUAUCAUACCGAUAUGUAUCGUCGUUUUGUACAUUUUUUUAUUGAUUAUAUCGUAUAGCUUAGCUGUCGCUACUCGUCAUGUUUACCCCGUAUUUCCCUACGUGACUGACUUGAAUGUUGUGAAACCGGAAAGUUCUUUUUUCGCUUUAAUGUUUACUAUUAUAGCUGUUCUGAUGUUAAUAGCUGCCUACAUUCGAUACAGAAAAGUGAGAUUUGUCUGUGACAAUAUCGACUUUGAGGAAAAACGUAUAACGUAUCAUCUCAACUUAGCACAAUUCGUGGACGCCUUCAUAGUGGUAAUUUUCAUGAUAAUCCUUGCAAACUCAACCGAUUCCUGGAGCUAUGCUUCAGGGGUAUGUGCAGGCCUCUUCUUUGUUAUACUUAUGGUUUUAGAUAUAGUCAUAUCAAAUUUUAUUUAUCCUGCAUUUGGGAAUGAGUACGUCAAUUUGUUCAAAAUAGGUUUAACUGUAGUUGCAUUAAUACUGUUCAUAAUGAAAUUCACAUUCCAGUCAUUGGCACUAGAAAGAUACAAUGGGUUUAAUUCACUAUAUUGGACUCCACACGAAGCUGGAUAUACGGUUCAUGUGAUGGGAGCCAUCUGCGAUUGGUUGUUUCACAUAGUUACUAUCAUAUUUUUCGGUUUAUUUAUAUGCGAUUUUCGAGAAAUAAAAUUUGAAGAACCUUACGUAAUAGCUAAGUGUUCCACUUGUCCUGAAGAUGGUAUGUGCUAUAUUGACACCAAUCUUGAAUGUAAAUGAAUAAAAUGUUUAUA